Messenger RNA from Nannizzia gypsea CBS 118893, 477 nucleotides. RefSeq lists its product as hypothetical. NCBI's taxonomy places the organism in Eukaryota, Fungi, Ascomycota, Eurotiomycetes, Onygenales, Arthrodermataceae. The record is from RefSeq and is a predicted model, not a curated record. Bases 1 to 477 code for a protein of 158 amino acids. The transcript has 2 exons.
AUGUCGCAUGAUAAGGACCAACUUAUCCAUUCCCUUCGAUCUCACCGUGUCAACACUCUCAUGGAAAUUCGCAGAAUUGAGAAAGCUCUCGUUCCGACAGGUAGCCCUGAUAUCUACGAGCCGCUGGCCUCGGCCUGGCUACACUUUGUCAACUCGAACAAUCUCCUUAACGAGCUACGCAGCCUUACCAAGGACUAUCCGUUUAGCUCUGAGUGUCUAGACGAAGCCAAAGCUCUAGUCCUUCAGGACCCAUCAAGCUCACGAAGCUGGAAUUAUUGCUGGCUAGUUCUUCAAAAGAUCCAUGACCAACAACUGAUCUCAAAGCAUGCAUGGGCAGCUGCCGCAAAGCCGGAAAUGUGGGGCGGCUGCACGCCGGACGCUGGAGCUAUGGAGAGCCUUGCAAACGUUUUGCUGAAUGAAUGGGCUCGAGUAGUGCAUUUGAUGCUACGCCAUUGGGAGAUUCCACCAAUCCGAUAA